AGAAUCCGACCGUUGCCGCUCUUUAUUUCAAACGCUUUCGUUCUCCUUCGUCCUCGUCGACGUCGUCGUCAUUUCCCUUCUCGAGUUCCUCAGCGAAAACCCUUUUGUUGGCAAUGGGUAUGGCCGUUCCCCCGGAUCCAGACCACCACAAGGACUCGCCGUCGAUGGAGGGGUUGGAGAAGAAGGAGAGAAGGUGGACGCUCAACGAUUUUGAGAUAGGGAAGCCUCUCGGGAGGGGGAAGUUUGGGAACGUCUACUUGGCCCGGGAGAAGAAGAGCAAAUAUAUAGUGGCGCUGAAAGUUCUGUUUAAAAGUCAACUUAAGCAAUCCCAGGUUGAACACCAACUGCGCCGAGAAGUAGAGAUCCAGAGCCACUUGCGGCAUCCUAAUAUACUUCGUUUGUAUGGAUAUUUCUACGAUCAGACUCGAGUUUACUUGAUUUUGGAGUAUGCAGCAAAAGGUGAGCUGUAUAAAGAGUUACAGAGGUGCAAGUACUUCCCAGAAAAGCGAGCUGCAACAUAUAUUGCUUCUUUGGCACAAGCACUGAUUUACUGCCACGGGAAGCACGUCAUACACCGAGAUAUUAAGCCGGAGAACCUGCUAGUUGGUGUGCAGGGCGAGCUAAAGAUUGCUGAUUUUGGGUGGUCUGUGCAUACUUUUGAUAGAAGACGGACGAUGUGUGGGACAUUGGACUAUCUUCCUCCUGAAAUGGUGGAAAGCAGAGAACACGAUGCCAGUGUGGAUAUUUGGAGUCUGGGGGUAUUAUGCUAUGAAUUUCUCUAUGGAGUACCUCCCUUUGAGGCAAAGGAACACUCUGACACAUACAGGAGGAUUGUAAAAGUUGAUUUGAAGUUUCCGCCCAAGCCGAUUGUUUCUGCAGCAGCCAAGGAUCUAAUUAGUCAACUACUUGUCAAAGAUUCGUCCCAGCGUUUACCUCUGCAUAAACUUCUCGAGCAUCCAUGGAUCAUCCAAAAUGCUGAUCCAUCAGGAAUAUAUAGGCCUUGAUAGUUCGAGAGAUGUAUUUGUGAUUUGAUAUCCAAUCCCAGGCUUUCACGGUCAAAGCCUUGCAUUCUUUGUCGAGGAAAAUGUGCUGGUUUUCAUGCUAUAUAGAUGUAUGAUAUAUAAAGAGGAUAAUGCUUCCUUUUCAA
Molecule: messenger RNA, 1147 nt
Organism: Nymphaea colorata (pocket water lily)
Lineage: Eukaryota; Viridiplantae; Streptophyta; Magnoliopsida; Nymphaeales; Nymphaeaceae
Product: serine/threonine-protein kinase Aurora-2
Exons: 9
Coding region: 114-1004 (296 amino acids)
Biological process (GO): regulation of cytokinesis; protein phosphorylation; mitotic spindle organization
Cellular component (GO): spindle pole centrosome; chromosome passenger complex; spindle midzone
Molecular function (GO): ATP binding; protein kinase activity
Source: RefSeq, a predicted model, not a curated record